AGUAAUAUCGUGACAAUAUUUUUAACAAAAAAUACGAAUCGUUAAUUUGAUCGAUAAUGGCUUUAUCAGUUGUAUUAACUAUGGUAGCGGUUCUUCUGACAUCGAGUAACUCUAGUCCCAUAGAAAACAAGACUCCUUCGGGAUAUGAAGUAAAGAAUGGUAGUCUGUGGGAUAAUUUUUGCUUCGAUAAACCGAAAGGUUACGACGAGAUCGAGAGAAUGUUCCAAGACCUCCUGCCUUCCUUUACACAAAAUAUCGACAACGUGCAUAAAAAUUGGUCCAGUGACGAUACAUUUUCACCAGAUUACUUAGAGAAUGAUAACUGUCCAUACAAAGCUACGUGGGAAUCAGUUUACUGCCACAGGGAACCUAAUCAAACGAAUCUUGAUAUUAUCGUGCAGGCUAAAGCCUUUCCUCAAAAGUUGUUGAAAGUGCAGUGCAAGCAUACUGACGGCGCACCUGGCCUCGGAGGCAAAUGCUUCACCAGCUUGGGAUUUGACAACUUCGAAAAACAAUUUCAGUGUCGCGAAACUAUUGCAACGCGAAGUCUAGUACUAUACGACCCUGAAACACAUAAACUCAAGAUGAAAGACUACUCCAUUCCAGUUUGCUGCUCAUGUCGAGCUGUAAGAUUGUAAAGAUCAAGUUUGGCAAAACAAGAAAAAGUUUCAGUAUGAUUUAGGCAAAACGACGUUACCAAUUUCAGGAAUUUAAUGUUUGUGUUAUUUUUUUUCUCAAACCUAAAAAAGCUAUAGGUACUUGUACUUUACUGAGUAGGUCGUUUCUACACGUACAUAGCUUAUAAAAGUUUUCGAAGACUGAACCAAUAUAAUAUGUAAUUGUAUAACAUGAGCGAGCAUUUUAUACAUUUCUGUUAAUCUUAAGAGAUAUAUAUAAUAUUAUUUAUUAUUUAUGACGUAAGAUAAAUUAUAAUCUUUGUAUUUUCGCUUUAAAUAAAAGAAUGUGCACAA
Helicoverpa zea (corn earworm) is the source of this 971-nucleotide messenger RNA. RefSeq lists its product as uncharacterized. The record is from RefSeq and is a predicted model, not a curated record. The transcript has 5 exons. Lineage: Eukaryota; Metazoa; Arthropoda; Insecta; Lepidoptera; Noctuidae. The coding region runs from base 57 to 638 and encodes 193 amino acids.